This is a messenger RNA of Epinephelus lanceolatus (giant grouper), 4006 nucleotides long. RefSeq names its product solute carrier family 34 member 2a (gene slc34a2a). Gene Ontology annotation, biological process: intracellular phosphate ion homeostasis; sodium-dependent phosphate transport. NCBI's taxonomy places the organism in Eukaryota, Metazoa, Chordata, Actinopteri, Perciformes, Serranidae. Gene Ontology annotation, molecular function: sodium:phosphate symporter activity. Gene Ontology annotation, cellular component: vesicle; apical plasma membrane; brush border. The record is from RefSeq and is a predicted model, not a curated record.
CCUCCCGCCCCCGUGGAGAAAGCACUUCUAAACCUGAAGCUCAGGUGAGCUCAGCACACACACAGGGAGCAUGGACUCGCUGCGCCUGCCACAGCCAAUGGCUGCUCAAAACAAUUGCAACAAAGACCCCAAUGAGAAACAAGGGAAUAAGGGCAAAGAGGUCAAAGCGAGCCCUGCACACUCCACUGUGGCUUUGAUUGAGGAAGAGCAGGAGGACACAGACCCAUGGGAUCUGCCAGAGCUGAAGGACACAGGGGUCCCAUGGUCAGCUCUGGAUACCAAGGGGAAGGUGUUGAGAGUGUUGGUGUCAGUGGGGAAGUUGGUCCUGCUGCUGGGUUUCCUCUACAUGUUCAUCUGCUCUCUGGACAUCCUCAGCUCAGCGUUCCAGCUUGUUGGAGGUAAAGCAGCAGGUGACAUCUUCCAGGACAACAAAGUUCUGUCCAACCCUCUGGCUGGACUUGUCAUUGGUGUCCUGGUUACUCUGCUGGUCCAGAGCUCGUCCACUUCCUCCUCCAUAGUAGUCAGCAUGGUCUCCUCUGGACUGCUUACGGUCCAGCUGGCUGUUCCUAUCAUCAUGGGCACCAACAUCGGCACCUCUGUCACCAACACACUUGUUGCCAUGACGCAGGCAGGUGACCGCAGCACCUUUCGCAGGGCGUUUGCAGGGGCCACAGUGCACGAUUUCUUCAACUGGCUCUCUGUGCUGGUGCUACUGCCUCUGGAGGUUGCCACUGGUUAUUUGUACGUGGUCACCAAGCUGAUCAUUGACUCUUUCAAAAUUGAGAGCGGAGAGGCCCCGGACCUGUUGAAUGUGAUCACUGAUGUCCUCACUGAGUCAAUUAUAGAGUUGGAUCAGUCUGUUAUUAGUGGGAUUGCCACUGGAGACCCAGAAGCCAGGAACAAAAGUCUCAUCAAGAUAUGGUGCCAAACCUUCUCCAACACAACUUUAAUGAACGUCACAGUGCCUGGUCCAGAGAACUGUACGUCUCCGUCUCUCUGCUGGGUCGAUGGCAACUACACCUUCACACUGAAGAACAUUUCUAAAACGUACAAUGUCAAGAAAUGUAAGCAUCUCUUUGUGAACGUGAAUCUGCCUGACCUGGCUGUGGGUCUGAUCCUGUUGGCUCUGUCUCUGCUGGUGCUCUGCUCCUGCCUCAUCCUGAUAGUCAAGCUGCUCAACUCCAUGCUGAAGGGACAGGUUGCUUCAGUCAUCAAGAGGAUCCUUAACACUGAUUUCCCAUUUCCAUUUGGCUGGGUCACAGGUUACAUUGCUAUUUUAGUUGGAGCUGGCAUGACCUUCAUUGUGCAGAGCAGUUCGGUUUUCACUUCUGCUAUUACUCCACUUGUUGGUAUUGGUGUCAUCAGCAUAGAAAGAGCAUACCCAUUGUCUCUGGGUUCAAAUAUUGGCACAACCACCACAGCCAUCCUGGCAGCUAUGGCUAGUCCUGGAGACACACUGGCUAAUGCUCUACAGAUUGCCCUUGUGCACUUCCUGUUCAACAUCUCUGGCAUAAUUCUGUGGUAUCCAGUCCCCUUCACCCGCAUCCCUAUCCGGCUGGCUAAAAGCCUGGGCAACAUCACGGCCUCCUACCGCUGGUUCGCUGCUGUCUACAUCAUCUGCUGCUUCUUCAUUCUACCGCUCUUUGUCUUCAGCCUGUCGCUGGCCGGUUGGCAGGUAUUGGUGGGUGUUGGAGUACCUCUGGUGGUCAUGUUGAUCACCAUCAUGGUCAUUAACAUGUUGCAGAAACGGAAACCCGGGUGUCUGCCUGCAGUACUGAGAUCCUGGGACUUCCUCCCUCUCUGGGCCCAUUCCCUGGCUCCCUGGGACAAAGUGGUUGGUGUGAUUACCGCCAAAUGCUGUUGCUGCUGCAAAUGCUGCCAGGUUGCUGCUGAUGACCAAGAAUACAGAGACAAAGAAUCUGUGAACAAUGACAAGAAAUCACACCCAGCAGUGUACGAUAACCCUGCAAUGAGUGCAGAGAAGGAGAUGGAGAAUGAGAUAAAUUUAGAGCUAAAGAUUCUGAAAAUGACCCGGCUUUGAGAUUUCAUAUAUAUUUGUGUGACUGUUUGUGUAUGAUGCAAAGAAGUGCAUUGGUUAUGGACCAAAUCAAUUUAGGCAAAACUCUGAAAUUCAAGUAAUAUUUAUGUCAUUCCUCCAGUGUAAGACUGGAAAUUCUAUGUAAGAAAUUCUAACUCUCAGCGAAUCAAGAGCCAGACAGAACUGAUAAAAACUGAAGUGGCCUUCAAAGGAUAAGGCUGGCAAUAUUCUUUUUUUUGUUUGUUCUUAUUUUCAACAAAUUCCACAAUGCAUUAGUCCAUUUCUCAGUUUAUCUCAUCCUCUGCUUGGAGGGGAGGGAAGUUCGGGACCUCAUUGUUUUCCCGAUUUGUGGACAUUUUUGGUUGCUUGUCUUAUUCUUUGAAUUAGCUGCUAACUGCUAACUGCUUUUUUUUAGGGUUGGGUGGCACCCAUAAAACAUUGUCAAAAUGUUAUACUCAUCCUUUCCCAUCCCCACCAGCUUCAAGGCGAGACGACUCUGUUCCCCCAUUCCGCAACUGUACCUUUUAUAUGGCAAGGCGGAAUAAUGGCACCAAAAUGGCAGUGUAUAAGGGGCUAAUGUCAUCAUGUUAGCAUGCUAAUGUUAGCAUUUAGCCUUUCAAAGCUGACUGUAGACUCCUAAAGCCCUAUCUUACACAUAGCACAGCCCUACUGUCACUGCUACUUUCAGACCAAUGCAGCUGUCAUUUUUACAGUGAGCGCCCACAUUGUGUAAGAAGCAAAUGUACUUGUGACCAUCUGUGCACUCAUGGGUGUGUAGGUCUUAAAAUGAGGUGUGGUCAGGUGCAAUGUUGGCAUCUUGCUAUUAUGAGGCAGCAAAGUAAUUAGUCAUUAACCAACAAAUACAUGGUCUAAAGUCAAUAGUGCAGUAUUUUCCCGCUAUUUAAAGGGCGUAUUAUUCAGAUAGUAAGAUGUGUCUACCUGGUUCACCGGGUUCACAAUGCACGUACACUUGUUACAUACACACAGACACACAGAUGUAUUGCACAGGUGGGUGAAAUAAUACAUCAUUAAUGAAGAAAACAUUCAGUAUAUGUUCAGAUUAUGCACUGCUUAACUAGCAAAUCUGGAGUUGGACACACCAUAAAUGCACUUGCACCAUGCACUUUAGACAAUGCACUACAUUUAAAACGGCCCUUUAGUCUUCUUGGACACAGAGAUCUAUGCCAUGUGGAGAUGUAUUCAGGCUUUGGCACCACCAUCAGUGCUUGUUAGCUCAAUUAAUUGUAAUAUUUGGUCUUUUAAUGGGAUUUGUGGACAAUAAAAAAAAAAAAAGUAUUUGAGUUUCUAACUUUUGCUCUAAUAGGCUGAAGAAACUGCCACGUAGAUGGCAUUAAAUAAUUAUUAUCCAAAUUGGUUACUGGAUUUUAUCUUAUAAUGAUAAUACUAAAAUGAUGAAAUACAAAUUGUUUGUAUGUAUUCUAAAAUUGAAUAAAGUCAAUAACUUGCAUUCAUAAUAAACAGUUAUUAAAAGAACAGAGGCAAGCUACUCCAGGUUGUAAAAAUGUGAAAACCCUUGAGGUUGCCAUGGCCUCUGUGCACUUACAAACACAUCUGCAGAAAACCUUCUAGACAGAGAGCAGGCUUGGUUUGACAGACACAGACUUUGAAAAUAAUGAACAGAUAUGUUGAUAAUGUUUCCACAUUUCUGUCAGGUGUAAUUGUUUUUUUUUCUUUGUUUUUUUUGUUUUGUUUUUAUAUAUAUAGAUAUAUAUAGAGAGAGAGGGAGAGAGAGAAAACUGUGUAUAAAAGACACAUUGAGAUCCUUACCACAUCGUUUUAUGGUGUAAAAAUUAUUUUGUAAUUAAGAGGGAUAAUUGUAUUCAAGGAAUAUGGAGAUUGAAAUUUGAUGGAUGUGCAUCUUACUAAAUGUUUUUAACUCUCAAUGUUUAAUAAUGGAUUGUAUAUUGUGUCUCCAUAAUACCUUUAUGAACAUUUAAAAAUAAAAGA